This is a messenger RNA of Phycomyces blakesleeanus NRRL 1555(-), 895 nucleotides long. RefSeq lists its product as hypothetical. Lineage: Eukaryota; Fungi; Mucoromycota; Mucoromycetes; Mucorales; Phycomycetaceae. The record is from RefSeq and is a predicted model, not a curated record. The annotation marks the transcript as partial. Gene Ontology annotation, molecular function: guanyl-nucleotide exchange factor activity. The transcript has 4 exons.
AUGGCAAAUUUUGAAUGUUACCGAAAGUAUCUAAUGGAUCAAAAAGAAGCACAGAAACUGCAUGUCAAGGAAGUCAGAUCCAACCAAAGAUACAAGAAAUUCUUGACUACUGCUAAAGAACAUCCAGGCUUUAGACGUCGUAGUCUUCAGGAUAUUCUUGUCGAGCCAGUCCAAAGAAUCGGCCGUUACACUAUGAUGUUGAAAGAAAUUCUGAAGCACACAGAUUCUGAAACAAAAGAGUGCGAAGAUCUGACCAAUGCAUGUUCGAUAUCUAGCCGAAUCGCAACAAUGAAAGACGAUGUUCCUACAAAGCUAGCUACAAUGUCUCUUUCCUUGUACACUUCCAUCAAGGAUUCCCCAUGCUCUCUUAUUAGUCAGCAUCGUUCUUUGGUGGCUCAUUUGGAUGCAGUCGAAAUCCACAGGGAUACAAAUAAACCUUUCAGAUCUGUCACAUUCUUCUUGUUUACCGAUAAACUACUGGUUGCAACUAGACCUUCUCAUCUAAAAGGAUCGGAUCUUUGUCAUGUUCUGAAGGACGAAGAACUAUCAACGUCAAAAUCAGCAGGUCACAGAUCAUCUGAUAAAGCUACACGAAAGGAUGGAUCACUGAAAUUCAAAGCGUGGCUUGACAUUGGACAGGUUGAACUAUUUGAAGGUGUUCAUGAUUUACAAGGAUCCUUUUUGCUUCGUCCUCUGAGUCCACAAUCCAAGGAUAAUGCACCAUUUUCUACAUUGCCGUCUCUAGAAGCUUAUUUCUACAAAGGAGCUCGUUUAUACACUCCAAUUUCUCCCAAAGAUCACAACUUGACUCCAGAAACCACAAAAGCAUUGAUUCAAAGAAAGAAUGACUUCUUGACAGCCUGCCAAAGAACACAAGCCAUUUCAAAAAGCUGUC